Molecule: messenger RNA, 648 nt
Organism: Penaeus monodon (black tiger shrimp)
Lineage: Eukaryota; Metazoa; Arthropoda; Malacostraca; Decapoda; Penaeidae
Product: keratin, type I cytoskeletal 9-like
Exons: 2
Source: RefSeq, a predicted model, not a curated record
AUGUUGAAGUUGAAGAAGUGGGCCGCACGCGUGGCGCUUGCGGGCCUCCUGGUGGCCGCCCUCCACGCCGCGCCCCACACCGAGCGGAGGCGGUCGCGGUCCAUCCUGUCGGGCGGCUAUCUGCCCCCCCCGGCGGGCGGAGGUGGGAGCGCGUCCGGGGCUUCGCGCGGGGGUGGAUACAGCGGCUCGGCGGGUGGAGGAGGCGGCUCUAAGUUCGGCGUAUCUGGAGGUUCCUUCGGAGGAGGAUCCUUUGGUGGAAGAGGAGGAUCAGGUGGAGGAUACGGCGGCUCCUCAGGUGGAUCGUCUGGAGGAGGAUCCUUUGGUGGAAGAGGAGGAUCAGGUGGAGGAUACGGCGGCUCCUCAGGUGGAUCAUCUGGAGGAGGAUCCUUUGGUGGAAGAGGAGGCUCAGGUGGAGGAUACGGCGGCUCCUCAGGUGGAUCGUCUGGAGGAGGUUCCUUUGGUGGAAGAGGAGGAUCAGGUGGAUCGUCUGGAGGAGGAUCCUUUGGUGGAAGAGGAGGCUCAGGUGGAGGAUACGGCGGCUCCUCAGGUGGAUCGUCUGGAGGAGGUUCCUUUGGUGGAAGAGGAGGCUCAGGUGGAGGAUACGGCGGCUCCUCAGGUGGAUCGUCUGGAGGAGGUUCCUUUGGUGGA